AUGUCAUAUAACUUGCUAAAGAUAGCCCUUGUUAUCUUAGAUAACCCGAACCAAAUACCCCUUAAAAGGCUCCAUGAAGAAAUGCUCGUGACGACCAAUCCACAGAGUAGCUUGACUCCGCAGAGGAGCAACCUUGAGGAUAUUGAGAAUCCUCUCUACCUUAGCAGCAAUGAGAACGCCAAUGCGAUUCUUGUCAAUCCGCCGCUUACAGGUAGCGUUAAUUACGGUUCCUGGAAUAUCUCCAUGCGCGUAGCCUUGGAGGUAAAGAACAAAUGGAGUGUGGUUGACGGUAGCAUCACAACGCCGGACAGGACGAGCUCACAAUAUGCCGCCUGGAGAAGGUGUAAUCUGAUGGUUUGCUCUUGGAUCCGCAAAUCUGUUCAUCCGACCAUAGCUCAAAGCAUAAUGUAUAUGGAUAAAGCUAGGGAGGUCUGGAACGAUUUAAGCAGAAGGUUCUCCCAACAAGAUCCACAUCGGAUCUCAAUUCUACAGUCUGAAAUAUACUCAUUGAAACAGGAAAAUUUGACGGUGAAUGAUUAUUAUACAAAAUGCAAAACUCUAUGGGAGCAGAUGAAUGAACUGCAACCUUUGCCUAUUUGCAAGUGUGAUCCACGGUGCUCCUGUGAUCUAGUGGAUCAAAUCAGAAACGAACGAGAAGUUGAUCAAAUUAUCAGAUUUUUGCAAGGCCUAAACGAAGACUAUAACUCUCUCAAGUCAGGUGUUCUCGUCCUCGAUCCGCUGCCGGAAAUGCACAAAGUUUUCGUCAUGGCUGAGAAAUUUGAGAGGCAACUGAAUAUUGUGAAUCUGAAUUUAAGUGGCCUAGAACUUGGUCACGCCAACUCCAUUCAAACUAAUCAAGCUGAUCAGGCCAACACAGGAGAUAUUGUUGCAGCUGUUAAUCAAUUCGGCAACCGGAGGAUCAUGAACGCAUCUGGUGGAAACAAAGCACCUAAGUGCACCUUUUGUGGCAUGACCGGACAUACAGUAGAGAAAUGCUACAAAAAGCAUGGAUAUCCAUCGGGGUGGAUUCCAGGCUUUAAAUCAAAAGGCAAACAGCAGAUUGCAGCAGCUACGAGCAUUGACAGCAGCGGCAACGUGACUUCUGAUCAACUUCAAAAGUUGAUUUCUCUUCUUUAA
Messenger RNA from Ipomoea nil (Japanese morning glory), 1137 nucleotides. RefSeq lists its product as uncharacterized. The coding region runs from base 1 to 1137 and encodes 378 amino acids. The record is from RefSeq and is a predicted model, not a curated record. NCBI's taxonomy places the organism in Eukaryota, Viridiplantae, Streptophyta, Magnoliopsida, Solanales, Convolvulaceae. The transcript is spliced from 2 exons.